Molecule: messenger RNA, 1717 nt
Organism: Phoenix dactylifera (date palm)
Lineage: Eukaryota; Viridiplantae; Streptophyta; Magnoliopsida; Arecales; Arecaceae
Product: heptahelical transmembrane protein ADIPOR1
Biological process (GO): response to hormone
Cellular component (GO): membrane
Molecular function (GO): signaling receptor activity
Source: RefSeq, a predicted model, not a curated record
CUAAACUCGUGAAGAAAAGGCCUCUCCGUCUCUCGUCCUUGUCCCACAUAAAGAAUCGCACAUGCCACAGCGUUAUUAGUACUCCCACCAUUGGAGGAGAAGGAUAGGGAGGAGUGGAGGAAGGAAUAGAGCCAUGGAGGGGGAGCCUGAGGUCCAGCGGUUAAGCAUGAAGGAAAGGGCACCGGAGAGGAAGAAGAAAAGAAAGCAGAAGCAGAAGAGGAACAAGUAUGGGUUGGUGAGCUACGAGGAGCUGCCAGAGUAUAUGAAGGAGAACGAGUACAUACUGGGCUACUACAGGGCGGAGUGGCCUAUAGUUAACGCCCUCCUCAGCCUCUUUUCUUGGCACAAUGAGACCCUUAACGUCUGGACGCAUCUACUCGGGUUCUUUCUGUUCUUGGGCUUGACGCUGCAGCAUCUGAGACAUCAUAUGCCCCAGGUGGCUGAUCUCCUUGGCCAUCUUCCUUGGUCUAUUACAACGACUGCAGUGGAAAACAUCUCCAGCAAUCUCUUCAGUGGAGCAGCAGCAUCCGUCAAGCUGAAGGCAACCAUAUCCCCCAACAUCUCUGCUGCCCCCUCCUCCAUGCAGCCUCCUACCGCGAGGUGGCCCUUCUUCGUCUUCCUUGGUGGCUCUAUGUUUUGCCUCCUCGUAAGCAGCUGCUGCCACCUCUUCUGCUGCCAUUCUCACCGCCUUACCCUCUUCCUCGCCCGCCUCGACUACGUCGGCAUCGCUGUCAUGAUCGCCGCCUCCUUCUUCCCCCCCAUUUACUACAUCUUCCAGUGCGAUCCCCACUGGCAGCUCACCUACCUCACUGCCAUCACCGCCAUGGGCUUUGUCACGGUCUUCACCCUUCUCUCGCCGCAGUUAUCGACCGGAAAGUUUCGUUCCUACCGUGCACUGCUCUUCUUGGCUAUGGGCUUCUUCGGCAUUGUGCCUGGUGUGCAUGCUGCUAUCGUGAACUGGGGCGAGCCUCGGCGGAACAUCACACUGGCUUAUGAGUUGGCCAUGGCGUCGUCAUACAUCAUAGGAACCAUCUUCUACGUCAGCAGGGUGCCUGAGCGCUGGAAACCGGGCCAUUUCGAUCUUGCUGGCCAGAGCCACCAGAUAUUCCAUGUGUUUGUGGUCGCUGGUGCAUUAGCACAUUACGCUGCAGCGCUAAUCUUCCUUGAGUGGCGCGACGAGGUGGGGUGUGGAGGAGUUGCGUGAUAUAUGAAUUGUUAGCAAGUUGCAAGUUGUGAUUAUAUUAAUUUCAUGAUUGAUCGAAGUUAUAGGUGGAACAAAAGGGAGAAGGUUGUUGAAACAUUUGUGAAAGCUUAUACUGGAAAUUAAAGAUAAAUUUGUUUGCAUUUCUUCUUGCUGAAUCAACAUGCAGUUCCUUCGAAAUUCUCAAAUCAAGCUAACAUGCAUGCAGAGAGAGGUAAGUGUUUAUUAACUUUACCUCUUCCAAAAGGCCAAGAUCAAACAUUUAUCAGAAAUGAGGCCAUGUAUACAUGUUUGAGGCCAGGAACAGGCUUAGCCAGGAGAUUUUGUGAUUUGGUGGUGACUAAGACUUCUUAUCCGACAGACCUCUAGAUUGCCGAUUUCGAUUUGUAGCAGGGUUCUUUCUCUUCUGUGCAUUCUGUUUUGUUCUGGGACUGGGAUUUUGUUGUAUUUUCCUGGGUUGAGGUUGUCAGCACCCACCAGCGGAAGUUUUCAGUGGAUUUCGCGUCUUUUCUUUUC